AUGACGAACGGCAGUGAUGAGACCAAUGGAAAGCCGGUUGAUACGCCGGCGACGACGACUCAAGAUGCCGCGGGCAAACCACCAGCCCAAGCCCAAGCCAAUGCGCGUCCCGAGAGGGAGGCAAAGCCUGGCGACUACUUCCGCGUCUUCACCUACGCCACGAAAUGGGACUUUGUCCUGAUGGCGCUCGCCUGCGUCGCCAGUCUGGGCGCCGGCACCACAUUGCCCUUGAUGAACGUCAUCUUCGGCCGUCUGGUGGGUGAUUUCAACAACUACUUCACGCCCAGUGCGCAGACAAGAGACGAAUUCAUGGAGUCCGUCAACCGCAUGUCGCUCUACUUGUUUGCCCUCUUCAUCGCUCGCUUCGGCCUCAACUACAUUAACAAGUUCUGCUUCCGCCUCAUCGGCAUCCGCAUGUCGGCCGCCAUCAGGCUGCACUACCUUAGGUCGCUCUUCGCCCAGACCGUCCAUGUGCUCGACUCGAUGCCCUCGGGGUCCGCUGCCAGCACCAUCACGUCGACUUCCAACACGCUGCAGCUCGGCAUCUCCGAGAAGCUGGGUACCAUGCUUGAGUUCUUGUCCACCAUCGUUACCGCAAUCAUCAUUGCCUUUACCUACAGCUGGUCCCUGACCCUCGUGACCGCGUCCGUCAUUCUCUUCAUCUCUCUUAGCAUCUCUUGCCUGCUACCCUUCAUCGUCAAGGGGAAUUCAAGGAUGACCAAGGCCGACGCCAAGGGUACCUCGGUUGCCACCGAAGCGUUUGGCGCUAUCCGCAUGAUCACGUCGUGCGGCGCCGAGUCCCGUAUGAGCCAGCGAUACGCCGAGUGGACAAGAAAGGCCAAGCAGGCCGCCCAGUUCAGUGCACCCUUUCUCGCGACCCAGUUCGGUCUCAUCUUCUUCGGCCUCUACGGCGCAUUCGCUCUGGCCUUCUGGUUUGGCAUGAGGUCGCACGUCGAGGGGAGGGUUGACGGCAUCGGCACCAUCAUCAUCGUCCUAAUGUCCGUCAUGCUCAUGGUUAUCUCACUCGAGCGCAUAUCGACCCCUCUCAUCGCCAUUUCCAAGGCCAUGGUGGCCGCCGCCGAGUUCUUCGCCGUUAUCGACGCCCCUAAGCCCAAGAUGGGCACGUUACGAGAGCCAGACGUCUCGGCCGAUCAGGAUAUCGUCUUCGAGGACGUCCACUUCGCCUACCCCAGUCGUCCGUCCAAAAAGGUCCUGGACGGCUUGAGUCUUCGGAUCCGCGCAAAUAUGAAUACGGCAAUCGUGGGUCCCAGCGGGUCCGGCAAGAGCACCAUCGUGGGGCUGAUUGAAGGUUGGUACACGCUGCACGAGCAGUACGUGAUUGCAAAGGCUGUCGAGAAGGACAAGAAGAAAAAGGAGAAGGAGAAGGAGAAAAAGAAGGAGAAGAAAAGUAAAAAAGGAAAGAAAGACGAUGACGACGCCGAUGAGGAUGAGGACGCUGUACUCCCCGCUGAUCCCGAGGACGUCGGUCCCCCAGUCGAGCUGAAAGGCAGCAUCUCGACAUGCGGAAAACAGCUUGAAGAACUCGACAUCAAGUGGUGGAGGUCUCAGAUCGGCCUGGUGCAGCAGGAGCCCUUCCUCUUCAACGACACCAUCUUCAAUAACGUCGCGGCGGGUCUGAUCGGAACCCAGUGGGAGAAUGAGCCAGACGAGGUCAAGCGGGAACUCGUCAAGGAGGCUUGUGCUGAAAGUUUUGCGGACGAAUUCAUCGAUCGGCUGCCGGACGGAUACGAUACCAAAGUGGGCGACUCGGGUGCCAAGCUGAGCGGCGGGCAGCGGCAGCGCAUCGCUAUUGCGCGGAGCAUCAUCAAGAAGCCCAAGAUUCUCAUUCUCGACGAGGCCACUUCCGCCAUUGAUGUCCGCGGUGAGCGAAUCGUGCAGGCGGCGCUUGAGAGAGCCUCGAUAGGCCGGACCACCAUCACCAUCGCCCACCGACUCUCUACCAUCAAGAAUGCCGACCGCAUCUGCGUCCUGAAGAACGGACGGGUUGUUGAGGAGGGGACACAUGACAGCCUUUUGGCGAACGACGAAGGUGUGUAUUACGGCCUGGUCCACGCGCAGAAGCUGUCCUUGGGCGAGGACACGGGCGAUGAACUACUACACGAGGAAGACAUUGGUGCUGUGCUUGCGCGCGAGAAGAGUGCCGCCCAAUCGGCGGGCGAGAGCGCCAAGCAGGACGCUAAAUGGAAAGACAAGAACAUCUUCAACGGCUUCGGAAAGCUGCUGUACGAGCAGCGGGGCCGCUUCCCCUUGUACAUAAUUGCCCUCAUCGGCGCCAUGGGCGCAGCGGCCUCGGUGCCCAUUCAGGCAUGGCUCUUCGCCCAGGUUGUCGAAGUUUUCCAAGAGCAGGACCCUGCCGCACUCCUCGACGGCGCCACCUUCUGGUCAAAGAUGUGGGCCAUUCUCGCCGCGGGAGUUGGGCUGAGCUACGCCGCCACCAGUCUGGCGUCCACCACGAUAGAGAACUUCAUCGUCGCUGUUUACAAGCAGCAGUACUUCGAGUCCAUCUUGUUUCAGCCCACGUCUUACUUUGACGAGGACGAGAACUCGACAGGGCAGUUGACGGCGCGGCUCUCCAGCGACCCUCAGGCGCUCAAAGAGCUGCUGGGUAUCAACAUCAUGAUGAUGCUCAUCGGCAUGUUCUCUCUGAUCGGUGCGCUGAUCAUUUCGUUCACAUACGGGUGGAAGCUGGCACUGGUGGCCUUGUGUGUGACAGUUCCGCUCGGUAUCGUGGCUGGCUAUUUCCGGGUCCGGUACGAGCUGCAGUUUAAUGCCAUGAACGAGGCUGUCUUCCAGGAAAGCUCCAAGUUUGGUGCUGAGUCUAUCAGCGCCUUCCGUACCGUCAGCGCUCUCGUCAUGGAAGACAGCAUCUGCGACCGAUACCAGCGGCUGCUACACGGGCACGUCAUGAAGGCUUACAAGAAGGCCCGCUUGACGACAAUCAUCUUUGCUUUCGCCGACAGCGUCAGUAUGGCUUGCCAGGCGCUCAUCUUUUGGUACGGCGGCACGCUGCUGGCGGACAGGGAGUAUGAUGUCGUUGCUUUCCUCGUGACGUACAUGGCUGUGAUCCAAGGCGCCGAGUCUGCCGGUCAGUGGCUUAGUUUCGGUCCCAACGUGGCGCAAGCCUCCGCGGCCGCUAACCGCAUCCUCCGCUCCCGCGACACGCGCACCAAAGACGCCGUUUCCACCUCGGAGCAGAUCCCAGACACGGACGGAGGCAUUAAGAUCGAGCUGAAGGACAUUCACUUCAAGUACCCGACCCGUGACGUCUCCAUCUUCAAAGGGCUCAACAUCACGAUCGAAAAGGGCCAGUUCGCCGCGCUUGUGGGCGCCUCCGGAUCAGGCAAGACGUCCAUCAUCAGCUUGCUCGAACGCUUCUACGAGAUCCCCAAGGGACAGAUCCUCUUCAACGGCAAGGACAUCUCCAGCAUCAACGUCUACGAGUACCGCAAGCUCCUGUCACUGGUGGCGCAAGAACCGUCGCUGUUCCAUGGCACCAUUCGCGAGAACAUCCUGCUGGGUGUCGACCCGGCGCAGGUCACGGACGAGCAGCUGCACCAGUGCUGCAGGGAUGCUAACAUCCACGACUUCAUCGUCUCGCUGCCCGACGGGUACAAUACAAACAUUGGCAGCCGCGGCGUGAGUCUGAGCGGUGGGCAGAAGCAGCGGUUGUCGAUUGCCCGGGCGCUCAUUCGAAAUCCGCGCGUGUUGCUGCUGGACGAGGCUACCAGUUCCCUGGACUCGGAAAGCGAGAAGCUUGUCCAGGCUGCGUUCGAAAGAGCAUCCAAGGGCCGGACCACGGUCGCGGUGGCACACCGUCUUGCCACGAUCCAGGGGGCGGACAUCAUCUACGUCCUUGGGGAGGGCAAGGUGCUUGAGAAGGGCACACAUUCUGAGUUGUUGAAGAAGAAGGGCGUAUACUGGCAUAUGUGCCAUAACCAAGCGCUCGAUAGGUAG
Canariomyces notabilis is the source of this 3975-nucleotide messenger RNA. RefSeq names its product P-loop containing nucleoside triphosphate hydrolase protein. Gene Ontology annotation, biological process: transmembrane transport. Gene Ontology annotation, cellular component: membrane. NCBI's taxonomy places the organism in Eukaryota, Fungi, Ascomycota, Sordariomycetes, Sordariales, Chaetomiaceae. The coding region runs from base 1 to 3975 and encodes 1324 amino acids. The record is from RefSeq and is a predicted model, not a curated record. The transcript has 3 exons. Gene Ontology annotation, molecular function: ATP binding; ATP hydrolysis activity; ABC-type transporter activity.